Perca flavescens (yellow perch) is the source of this 4513-nucleotide messenger RNA. It is a transcript of the gene zbtb3, whose product is annotated as zinc finger and BTB domain containing 3. NCBI's taxonomy places the organism in Eukaryota, Metazoa, Chordata, Actinopteri, Perciformes, Percidae. The transcript is spliced from 4 exons. Gene Ontology annotation, cellular component: nucleus. The coding region runs from base 293 to 2245 and encodes 650 amino acids. Gene Ontology annotation, molecular function: DNA-binding transcription factor activity, RNA polymerase II-specific; protein binding. The record is from RefSeq and is a predicted model, not a curated record. Gene Ontology annotation, biological process: regulation of transcription by RNA polymerase II.
CGUUUAGCUUCCCACUUCCUGUUUAUUCGCCUAUUCGCUUGUAGGUGGCGCUGUGGCGGGCGGGCGGAGCUUCGGUGUCCCCGGCACUACAGAAGAAAAGCUGCAUUUUGUCCUGGAAGAAAACAUCACUCAGACAGCAGCUGCAGUGUUGAGACGAGACCAAGCUGCCAGUGGACUGAAGACUUAGGGCAGGAGGUCACCAUGGAAACGUAACGUUAGCACAGAUACGUUAACUGAUGUGAUGACAUGACUCUGAAGUGUCAGUAGUAGUGACAGUAAGUUACUUUCAGUGAUGGAGUUCCCCCAGCAUUCCCAGCAGCUGCUGUCAGCUCUGCGUUCCCAGCGCCAGCGGGGCUUCCUCUGUGACUGCAGCGUCCUGGUGGGCUCAUCCCGUUUCCUGGCUCACAGGGCUGUUUUGGCCUCCUGCUCGCCUUUCUUCCACAUGUUCUACUCCGACCCUCAAGGGGUCAUUGAUGGAAAUGGCACCAGCAGCUCUGUCAUACUCGACAGCGACAUUGUCACGGCUGCUGCAUUUGGCUUGCUCUUGGACUUUGUCUAUGAAGGCGUGCUGCAGCUGGCCGAGUCUCCACCAGUGGAGGACAUAUUGGCGGCUGCAAGCUUUCUGCACAUGAACGAGGUGGUGAGAGUCUGCAAGAGACGACUCCAGAGACGGGGGCCUCUGGCAGAGGCAGACAGCACUCGCUCCGAAGAGUGCGCUGGUGCCAGGAGGGCGAUAGAGACGGGGAGGGAGGGUGGGGGUGACGGUGGAGCUGAGCCGGUGCAGGCCAUGGCAGGAGAUCACUUAAAUCCAGUCGCCAUGGAAGCACCAAUCUCAUCGGUAUCUAGAAUGGCAGAGAGGAGUCAGUUGGAGUCUGUGAAGUCUGAGCGGAGGAUUGGUGGGGGGUCAUCAGAAGCACGAGUUCAGACUCCUCUGAGCCCUGACCUCGCUGAUACCACGCAGCCAGGCAUGGACGCCCCUCUGCUGCCUCCAGGCGGGGAGCUGGCGCAGGGCCUCAUCACAGGCCGGUCUGCCCCAGCCUCGGGAGGUGACGCCAGGUUGGGGACUGGAGGUCCUGGAGAGGGGUCGGCACUCUGCAGCCCCUGCAGCACCACUGAGACAUACAGGUGCAGUCAUAGCAGUAACCAGCAGCCCUCCUCGUCUUCUUCCUCCCGGGUGCCAGUGAGCCAGGCUAGUGGUCGGUCAGUGGUUACUUAUUCCCAGUCAGGAUCCAGCCUCUGCUCCAGCCCCCAACAUUAUGUCCCCCGACUGCCACGUGAUUACUCUGUAAGGGAACCUUCAGAAGCUGACCACAGAGGUACAUCAGGCAGAGGACAGCAGAUGGUCAUGUUAAUCCAAGCAUCAGCACUAACCUCACACAACCCAACACACUCACCACCACAGCGUGCACUUCCUCAGAUUCAAAUCCAGAGUGCUAUGUCACUCCAAAACUUAGACUUCCACUCUGCUCCUGAGACCCAAACUCUUAAGAGACCUGAGGGGAAUAUGGGAGCUUCACCCACCAUUAGAAAUGAAAGAUCUCACCGUCUCAUGGGCAGAGAGAGGACAGAUGACAAUGAUGGAGAGAAUGUAAAAGUCAAAGUGGAGGCCAUUGUUAUAUCCGACGAAGAGCUAGAGGAGGAGAAAGAGGAAAGCAGAGCGAGAGAACCAGUGAAUGAAGUAGACGAUGAGUUUGAAGAGGAAGAGCUGCACAGUCCGCAGUUUCUCUCCUCCCACCCACAGGGCCUAUUACAAAUGACCUCCCAUUCAAACGACUACUCCUUCCCCCUCUCUCCCUCCUCUUCCUCCUCCGGUGCUGGCCCUUCCUCCCAGGACACUUCCUCCUUCGCCCUCAUUCCUCCGUCUACAGCUCAGCAGCAUUCUGACCCUUCUGCCUACUUCCAGGACUUCCAGGACUCUAUGGGGAACUUUGUGGAGGACGUCCCCACCUGUGGAGUCUGUGGAAAGACUUUCUCAUGUACAUACACACUAAGGCGCCACGCCAUUGUGCACACACGCGAACGUCCUUAUGAGUGUCGCUACUGCUACCGGAGCUACACACAAUCAGGCGACCUGUACAGACACAUACGCAAAGCUCAUGACCACACACUGCCAGCUAAACGCAGCAAGACAGACAUGGAGCCCUCCCUGCCCCCACAACCACCACUACCACCACCACCUCCACCUCUUAGCCAACACACAAACACACACACUAUUGUAUUUCUAUACUUAUGCACACUUACCUAAACUUUAACUCUAAUUCAACAUUAAAACCUAAAUCGAGAACGCUUUCAUUUUCAAUGAAUUUGUGUUGGAAUUUCCUGGAUUAAUCAGUUGUUUGUCUGGUCUAUAAAAUGUCAGAAAAUGUGAAAUAUGUCACAAUUGCCCAAAGCUUAAGGUGGCAUCUUUCAAUUUCUUCCAAAUAUUGUCUUUAUUAUUUAUAUUUAUUGGCUUUUUAUUCUACUGAGGACAUUUGAUCUAGUGAUUCACCGAUCCGACUUUUUCCGCCCCGAUGUGAUACCUGGGAUUUUGGUAUCGGCCGAUAUCGAGUACCGAUCGAUCCCAUACCAGUGUUUAAUCAACCCUUAGAGAACGGGCCUCCCGCCAGCAGCCGCGUUUACAUGAUCCUAUUUAAAUCAAUCUAAAAUAAAAACCAUAACCUGGACAGAACCAUAAUAGCUAUAGCAUUCAUUCUUCAGGCUUCUGUCUUUCGUGUGAGUGCGAUUGUGAUGAUGUUGACGUGAAUUCCGGUGCAACACUGCGUGACACCAUUCUGUUGCAAAUGAAACUAUCAAAAUGCCUUUGGACUCUGCUCAUAAAAAUGAGCAUAUCUCAAAAACUAAAAAACAUACAAAUAACUUAUGGAGUGUUAGGAAAUAUUUUGGUCAUGGUUUUACGUUUAGGUUGUACGGAUUUUAGGGAUAUGAAGCAUUUAAAGAUAUUCUAAGAAAUGACAUCACAACCAUUUACCAUUUCUGUUGCAGUUCAAAGGGUUAAUUAGCUGUUUGCCUCACUGUGUAGAAGUGACUGGGAUCAUUAUUUUAUGUGCAAGGCAACAUCUGGCUUGACUUAAAGAUUGCUUUCCUAACUUUGCACCAGCAACUUGGUAAAACACCUUUACAAUUAACAGGAUUUACAAUUCAAGUGUGAACUUUUAAAUGCAGCAAAAAAAAAUGUUCAAACUUAAACAGGAAUUAAGAUUCCAUUAUAUAAUGUAUAAAAACAUAGAAUUUAAUUGAAUAGAUCGGCACCAUUGUCACCAAUACCCAAUCCAGCUAUUGGAGUCAGUAUGGGCUGGUUAUUAGUAUGGAUGGAUGUAUUCCUAUUUUGAUUCCCAUAAGUACAGAAAUACAAGAACUCAGAGUAAACACCAGCAACUUGAUAUCAACCCUUAUUCAUCAGACUAACACGUUUUAUAUUCAUGUAUGACCGUUGACUCCAUAGAACCCUAAAACUGAUCUGGUUUUAUGCUAUUAUGCUACUCUUCUUAAACAUUUAAAAGGCAUUUACAGUUUAGGUUUGGUAUUUAUUAAUACCUUUUUAUAUUAAUUUCACAUUUGUAUGUGUAUAAAAUUAUUAAAAACCUAAUUGUUAGAAGUUUCAGGAGAUGUUCCAAAAUGUUUCAAAGAGUUGUGUGCCAUGUGACAUCCUACACUUAGUGUUUGCUAUAUUAACCCAAACCACAAAUGAGGGAGUUUUUUUUUUUUAUCAUAUCAGGUACAUGAAUUGUAAUUUGUGUGUAUUCAGUGUGUGACUCAGUGCCAGCAAAGUUUGACUGAUUGUAAAUAUAGUACUGUAGCAUUGUACUGUUUAGAGUUUCAACCUGCACAAAUUCUAAAAUUACAAGAUUAACAUGUAAUACAAGCGUUUCCUUGCAUCGGUUUUGAUGAAGUAACUUCAUAAAAAGCAGAUAUAUAUUUGAUGAACAUGAACUGUGCUAAAUGGCCUUUACUUUGCCUUGUUUCUUCACCCCUUUUAAAGUGCAGUAAGAAGUAUUUGAUUAGAAAGAUUUCUAAAUGAGGCAACUGGCCUAGAAAUAUCAAAGUGGCAGCCAUACAAACUGAUUGAAUUUUACAUGGCAAGCAAUUAUUCAUUUACAGUGGCAGUCCAGGAUUAUAUACAGUAUUUUACUGUAAACUGUCAGAUUCUCUCAGCACUGUGGCCUAAACUACAUAUUUCAUAGACUUUAAUUGGCAUUGUCCAUCAGGGACAAUUAAAAAGUUGUUAGGAAUGGAAACCCAGUGUAAUUGUUCCUUAACUUCCAGCCUACAUGUCAUACUACAUACUGGUAGUAUAGCAGUGGAAGUGAGGGAGGAGAAUGAACAAGUUUGAGGAUCCACCCUUUUUUGUCUAAUUUUUCUUAUUGCCUGUGUGACCUUUCCCUCUGUAGUGUUUCUUCUGUAAUAUGACAGAAUAUACAGUACGAGCACACAAAUACAGUAAUUCUGCCUUCUAUUUAAAUGUGCAGGAAUAACUGUUUAACCCCAUUUUACAUGUUUUUGAACUACAGUUUCU